AAGACAGCCAGCCAUGAGCUCACCGACAAAACUGACACCGGUGGUGUAUCCGGUCAACGACACCUCCCGGUCCGGACCCGAGCGCGAGUACCUGCAGAAAUUAACAGAUUUCGCCGCCGAGCAGGACCUGACGGAGGACUUGAGGGGUUACGUUCGGGAUGUGACGAUAGCCUUCACCGUCUUCGCGGGCGUCUUCGUGGGGUUGCGCUUUCUGGCCCGCUAUCGACAAAACGCCCGCAUUCUGAUCGACGACUGGAUGAUGGUGGCGGCUUUCGUAGUGCUGGUCGGAAACAUGAUCAUGAACCUGGAGCUUAUUAAGAUGGGGUUGGGACUGCAUUCAGGAGCCUUGACCCUUCCACAGAUGCAGCAGUUGAACGAGACCCUUGUCGGCGCCGAGAUUAUCUAUGUCACAGGCGUCAACCUGUACAAGAUCUCGCUGCUGCUCUUCUACUUCCGCGUCUUCCCCAUCCGUUCCGUUCGGCUGGGCGGCUACAUCUGCGGCGGCGUCUCGACGGCCUGGAACAUCGCCUGCAUUCUCGCGGCCACCUGGCAAUGCACGCCUCGCGAGAGGCUGUGGAUGCCGUGGCUCGACGGCACAUGCAUCGACCUGUUCCUCACGCAGCUCUGCAUCUCGGUCCCGAGCAUCCUCUGCGACAUCGCCAUCCUCUGCCUCCCGCUGCCCCACGUCCUGCGGCUCAAGACCAAUCUCUGGCAGCGGAUGCUGCUCACCUUCGUCUUCCUGCUCGGGAGCUAUGUCGUCUUCACGAGCAUCUACCGCUUCUACGUGUACUUGUCCUACACGACCGAUGACGUGCCAUGGUCGCUAGCCGACCCCUGCGCCUGGAACAUCAUCGAGAUCAGCAGCGGCAUCGUGUCGGCCUGUCUACCCACACUGGGCCCCCUCGUCCGCGACCUCUGGAAAUCCGCCUGGCCAACCAGCACGGGCGGCUCCAAGAGCGGCGGCCUCUCACACCAAAAGGGCUCCGCCGCCAUCGUCACCAUCGGCGGCACGGGCGGGCGCAAGGGCGGGGGCAACAGCGGCAGCGGCAGCGGCGCGCACUGGAACCGCCUGGACGAGAGCCCGUCCAACUCGCGCGACGACCUCGAGCUGGUGCCCAAGCACGCGGCCGGUCGCGUGCAUGUGAGCGUGCAUGCGAGUCCGAGGCCCCGGAGGAGGGGGAGUGAUGAGGAGUGUGGUAUUGUUGGUGAUGGGAGUGGGGUGGGUGGAGGGGAUGAUGGUGGGAGUGGGAGGACGGGGCGGACUGAUGAGGAUGGGGAUGGGUGUCCGGCGGAUGCGAUACGGCAGCGCACGGAUGUGGAGUGGAGGGUGGAGCAGAGGAGUUUGUAAAAAUGCAAUGUAAUGAACGAUACCAGGUCGAGACUGUGGGGCAGCGAGCGUUAAAAAGGUUGUUGGCAAAGUAAAAUAAUUUGGGAAGAAACGGAUUUAUUUUCCCUUCUAUCCAAGGUCCAUUGAAGAUAUGUUUUACCAGGGGGCUGAUAAUGCAUAGGUGAGUGCCGCUUGGGAUAUCAAUAUAGGUAGUGUAAAUGUCCCUUCAUACAUGGGAAAUGGUGUUGGAGUGACUGAGUUCGGGCG
Messenger RNA from Chaetomium fimeti, 1594 nucleotides. RefSeq lists its product as uncharacterized. The transcript has 3 exons. The record is from RefSeq and is a predicted model, not a curated record. Bases 14 to 1348 code for a protein of 444 amino acids. NCBI's taxonomy places the organism in Eukaryota, Fungi, Ascomycota, Sordariomycetes, Sordariales, Chaetomiaceae.